UUCUUUCACAUGGCGGGAAUCUUAGUUUCACUUUGACGUUGUAAACAUCACGCUGCGUUUAUUGUGGAAAUUUUACACCCCAGCCAAAAUGUCGGAGCUUGACGAGUUCGGCGAUGGCAGCGAUGAGGAAGGAGAAGCAAUGACAGCAGCUGAAGUUUUACAGAAACUGGAAGAGGCUUGGCGGAAUGAAAAGUUUUCACCCGACUUGUUGGAUGCUAAAAUGGAUCUGGUGGAGUGUAUGUUGGAACAGUUGGUAGAGAUGGAAGAAAAUAUCAAACGGGCCAAACGGACUGAUAUGCGUGUCAGCAUUCACAGAAUGGAGAUUGACAGAAUUCGUUACAUCAUCAGCAGCUACCUCAGAUGUCGUCUACAAAAGGUUGAACGAUACACUGUACAUGUGUUAGAACAAGAAAGACAGAGGAAAGAAGAGGAUGCAUGUAGAAUGUCACCUGAAGAAUUUGUAUUUGCUAAAGAAUAUGCUGAAACUCUGGACGGUCAUUUCCGGUCGCUGGCUCUCCGACACAUGCCUCCUAACCUCCAAACACUAGACACAAAACAGACAGCCGUGCGACCAAACAUGGAUAAAUAUGUGUUCCUACAAGUAAACGAAGAUACAGAAGGGGUAUUGGUGGAGGAGGAAACUUUAGAAACAGGAGAGGAGAUUGUGGACUUACAGAAGGGUGACCAACACAUCAUGCAGUAUAAACCCAUAGCACCACUAGUCACUUCAGGGGCAGUGACGUUGAUCUAAGGGAACCAGGGACGCUGAUCUUACUCGACCAAGGACACUGAUCUUACUCGACCAGGGACACUGAUCUUACUCGACCAGGGACGCUGAUCUUACUCGACCAGGGACACUGAUCUUACUCGACCAGGGACACUGAUCUUACUCGACCAGGGACACUUAUCUUACUCGACCAGGGACACUGACCUUACUCGACCAGAGACACUGAUCUAACUUGACCAGGGACGCUGAUCUUACUCGACCAGGGAUGCUGAUCUUACUCGACCAGGGACGCUGAUCUUACUCGACCAGGGACACUGAUCUUACUCGACCAGGGACACUGAUCUUACUGGGGCAGUGACACUGAUCUUA
Molecule: messenger RNA, 1096 nt
Organism: Pecten maximus
Lineage: Eukaryota; Metazoa; Mollusca; Bivalvia; Pectinida; Pectinidae
Product: DNA replication complex GINS protein SLD5-like
Exons: 7
Coding region: 89-751 (220 amino acids)
Biological process (GO): DNA-templated DNA replication; double-strand break repair via break-induced replication
Cellular component (GO): GINS complex
Source: RefSeq, a predicted model, not a curated record